GCACGCACACGCACGGGUUCACGCGCGCUGCUCUCACGCUCGUGCCCAGGACUCUCCGUUUUUACAUUUGUCUCUUUUCACGCUGAGCUGAUGCGCACGGGGCCAGAGUGAAGAUGCUGCGCGGAAUACCGGUGCUGUUGUUGCUGUGGGCUGCAGACCUGAACAGAGCCUAUGUGUUCCAGGCCAGUCGCCCGUCAGAGGGAGGAGACAACCCCCCCCAGACCAAAGUGGUGUCAGAGUGGGUCAGCUCCUCUGGCUCCUGUCUGGGCAGAUGUUUCGAGUUGGAGGAGGCCAAACCUCCUGGGUGCAGAUGUGAUAACUUGUGUAAGACGUACCAGAGCUGCUGCAGCGACUUCGACGACCACUGCCUCAAAACAGCGGGAGGGUUUGAGUGCUCGGAGGACAGAUGUGGAGAGGAGAGGAACGAGAACCACGCCUGCCACUGCUCAGAAGACUGUUUAGAGCAAGGAGACUGCUGCUCGAACUACAAGUCCACAUGUAAAGGUGAGACCUCAUGGGUGCACGAGGAGUGUACGGAGAUCAGGACGCCCGAGUGUCCAGCAGGGUUCAUCCGGCCUCCUCUCAUCAUGCUCUCUGUGGACGGCUUCAGAGCCUCGUAUCUGAAGAAAGGACGCUCGGUCAUCCCCAACCUGCACAAACUCAGGGAGUGUGGGACGUCCUCUGUCUACAUGAGGCCUGUGUAUCCGUCUAAAACCUUCCCAAACCUCUACUCCCUGGCCACGGGCUUGUACCCGGAGUCCCAUGGCAUUGUGGGAAACACGAUGCACGACCCUGUGUUCAACGCCACGUUCACCCUGAGAGGACGAGAGAAGCUCAACCAUCGCUGGUGGGGAGGGCAACCGAUCUGGAUCACAGCAGAGAAACAGGGAGUGAAGGCCGCCUCCUUCUUCUGGCCUUGGGUCAUUCCUCUGGAGAGAAGGAUACUGACCAUCCUCAACUGGCUGCACCUGCCGGACGACGUCAGGCCUUAUGUGUACGCCGUUCACUCGGAGCAGCCGGACACAUUUGGACACAGACUGGGACCUCUCAGCAGCGAGCUGGACAACCCUCUGCGUGAGAUCGAUAACGUCAUUGGUCAGCUCAUGAACGGACUCAAACAGAUGAACCUUCAUCGCUGCGUCAACGUCAUCAUCGUCGGGGACCACGGGAUGGAGGAGGCUCACUGCGACCGCACAGAGUUCCUGAUCUCGUAUCCUCUGAACAUCGACGAGAUCAACCUCAUCCCAGGAUCACUGGGACGGAUACGACCCAGAGACCCCAAGUCUCCUACAUAUGACCCUCGCGUGGUGGUGGCUAACCUCACAUGUAAAAUGCCCACGCAGCAUUUUAAACCCUACCUGAAGCAACAUCUACCCAAACGACUGCACUACGCCAACAACAGGCGGAUCGAGGACGUGCACCUGCUCAUGGAGAGGAAGUGGCACGUCGCAAAGAAAAUGCGAGAAAUGGAACGUCUGAGGAGAGGCUGUUUUUUCAACGGAGACCACGGCUUUGACAACAAGAUCAACAGCAUGAGGACGAUCUUCAUCGGUCACGGGCCGAGCUUUAAAUUUCAGAAAAUGGUCCCAGAGUUUGAGAACAUCGAGCUCUACAACGUCAUGUGUGAUCUGUUGGACCUGACUCCGGCCCCAAACAACGGCACGUACGGCAGCCUCAAUGACAUGUUACGCAACCCACCCUUUAGCCCCGCCCAGCCACAGGAAGUGACAUUUCCGACCCCGCCCCUUGACUCUGAUGCCAUAGCGAAUUACGAUCUGGGCUGCAACUGUGACGAUGAGAACAAAGUGGAGGACACCAUCACCCCCUUCAGUCCACCAGAUGAGCUGUACGCCUACAACACGUCUCAUGUGCCGUUCGGGCGUCCGGCCGUGCUCUUCCACACUCACUACUCUCUUCUUCAUCACGUGGAGUUCAUCAGUGGAUACAGCAGAGAGCUGGCCCUGCCUCUGUGGGCGUCCUACACCAUCCCUGCCCAGGGGGACAUGUCUGCCUCUGCCCCCUCGUCUCCUCACACGUGUCUCAGAGCAGACCCUCGAGUGUCUCCAGUUCACAGUCAGAGCUGCAGCGUUUAUCACCAACACCAACAACUCAGCUACGGCUUCCUCUUCCCGCCAGAAUUAGCGUCUUCUGCAGAGUCCAGAUUUGAUGCUUCUCUCAUCACAAACACAGUCCCCAUGUUCCCCGCCUUUAAGAGAGUGUGGGGUUACCUGCAGGGGGUGCUCUUCAGGAGAUACGCAGAAGAAAACAACGGCGUGAACGUUUUGGUGGGACCCAUUUUUGACCAUAACCACGACGGCCUCAGGGACACGCUGGAGCAGAUCAGAGAGUACACUCCCGAGGCCCCGCCCCUCCCCAGUCACAUGUUCUCUGUGGUCUCCAGCUGUGCAGAGUUUAACACGACUGUGGACCAGUGUGAAGAGCAGAUAGAACUGUUCUCCUUCAUCAUCCCCGUCAGAGAGGACAACACAGAGGCCUGUAAUAGUGGCGAGCCGGAGUCUCAGUGGGUGGAGGACAUCCUGCAGAUGCACACGGCUCGCGUGAGGGACAUUGAGAUCCUGACGGGUCUGGACCUGUUCAGAUCCACAAACCUGACCCAGGUCCAGGUCCUGAGACUGAAGACCCGCAUGCACACCUUCGAACCCGACGACUGAACACACAUAUUUAAACUACAAAUGUAA
Messenger RNA from Boleophthalmus pectinirostris (great blue-spotted mudskipper), 2699 nucleotides. Its product is annotated as ectonucleotide pyrophosphatase/phosphodiesterase family member 2-like. Bases 114 to 2672 code for a protein of 852 amino acids. The record is from RefSeq and is a predicted model, not a curated record. Gene Ontology annotation, molecular function: phosphodiesterase I activity; nucleic acid binding; phosphatidylcholine lysophospholipase A1 activity. Gene Ontology annotation, biological process: phosphatidylcholine catabolic process; immune response. Lineage: Eukaryota; Metazoa; Chordata; Actinopteri; Gobiiformes; Gobiidae. The transcript is spliced from 25 exons.